This is a messenger RNA of Yamadazyma jaroonii, 1071 nucleotides long. The record is from the annotation of a GenBank genome assembly. Lineage: Eukaryota; Fungi; Ascomycota; Pichiomycetes; Serinales; Debaryomycetaceae.
AUGUCAUACCAAUUAACUAGUGAAGUCAAGCAAUUCUUACAAGAAUUACCUAAAUGUGAACACCAUUUGCAUUUAGAAGGAACCUUGGAACCAGAAUUAUUAUUCAAGUUAGCCAAAAGAAAUAAUAUCGAAUUUCCUCAAUGGUUCCCCAAAGAUAUUGAAAGUUGUAAUGUCAGAUAUUCCCAAUUUAAAGACUUACAAGAUUUCUUAGAUCAUUAUUAUAUUGGAAUGAGUGUUUUAAUCACUGAAGAAGAUUUUUAUGAUUUAGCUAUAGCUUAUUUCGAAAAAGCCCAUAAGGAUAACUGUCAUCAUUCAGAAGUGUUCUUUGAUCCUCAAGGUCAUUUAGAAAGAGGCAUUGAUGUUAAACAUGUAGUUGAAGGGUUUAACAGAGCUUGUAAGGAUGCUAAUACCAAGUUUGGUACCACCAAUAAAUUAAUUAUGUGUUUAUUAAGACAUUUACCACCAAAAGAUUGUUUAGACACUGUUAAACUUACCGCACCUUUCUUUGAACAAGGUAUUGUUCAUGGUUUAGGAUUAGAUUCAUCCGAAGUUCCUAAUCAUCCAGAAUUAUUCACUGAAUCUUAUGAAUAUCUUCAAAACAAAUAUCCUCAUGUAGGUUUCACUGCUCAUGCUGGUGAAGAAGGUGACCAUACUUAUGUUUCAAAAUCUUUAGAUCAUUUGAAUGUUACUAGAAUCGAUCACGGGAUCAAUUCUCAUCAAAAUGAUGAAUUAAUGGAAAGAUUAGCUAAAGAAGAAAUCUUAUUAAGUAUUUGUCCCUUAUCCAAUGUUAAGUUACAAGUAGUUGAACAUGUUGGUCAAUUACCUAUUGAUAAGUUCUUCGAGAAGAAUAUCCCAUUUUCCAUUAAUUCUGAUGAUCCAGCUUAUUUUGGUGGAUAUAUCUUGGAUAAUUAUCUCGAAGUCCACAGACAUUUCGGAUUCUCCGUUGAAGAUUGGGGUAAAAUCGCCAUCAAUGGUAUCAAAGGAUCAUGGUGUGAUGAUGCUAGAAAAGACCAUUUACAAAAACAAGUCUUAGAUAUUGUUAAGAAGUUCCAACACAUAGAAAUCGUUUAA